AGUUUGUUUCUUUUUAGUUUUCCUUUAAUUUUCUGUAAAAAAUUUGGCUUUAUGUUUUUUAAAUGGAGACACUUGUAACCUGAAAAUUUCUUCAAUUAAGAGGCUGUUUCUGUCUGGGUUUUCAUCAAUUCCUCUUAAUUUCUCAAAAAAAAAAAAAAAAAACCCAGCUAUUUUUUAAUUAGAAAAAGGAACAACGUUUGGGCUUGUGUUGAAAAGAGAAAUUAGGGAAUUAUCAUAGGGAAUUUUGAUUUUUCGGAUAGUUUCAAUUUAGGGUUUUGCUUAAUUGGGUGUCUGGGAUUAUGAGGAAUAGUGAUGGACAAGGGCAAUCUAAAACGCAAGGUGGGGGUGUCGUUUCAAGGUCAGCUCGGAGUUCAUUACGUGCCAUUUCAAGUUACUUAAGGAUCGUUUCCUCCGGGGCUUCCACCGUGGCACGUUCGGCGGUUUCGGUGGCGUCAUCGAUUGUGGAUAGGGAAGAUGAUUCUGGUUAUGAUCAGGUACGUUGGGCUGGCUUUGACAAGUUAGAAGGUGAGGAAGACAUCAUUCGACAAGUUCUUCUGCUUGGUUAUCAGUCUGGUUUCCAGGUUUGGGACAUUGAAGAAGCUGAUAAUGUCCGUGACAUGGUUUCAAGACGUGAUGGUCCUGUUUCAUUUAUGCAAAUGCUACCCAAACCAGUAGCGGCGAAGAGAUCAGGAGACAAGUUUGCAGACAGCCGCCCCCUUUUGGUAGUUUGUGCUGAUGGGUCCCUCUCCGUGGGUACUCACAUUCAGGAUGGUUCUUGCAAUGGAAGUAUCCCUCACAACCAUGAUUCAGGGAAUGGUAGCGUUGUGCCUACCACUGUCCAGUUUUAUUCCUUGAGAUCUCAAUCUUAUGUACAUGUGCUAAAGUUCAGAUCAGUUGUUUAUUCUGUAAGGUGCAGUUCUCGAAUUGUUGCUAUAGCUCAAGCAGCUCAGAUACAUUGUUUUGAUGCCAGAACAUUAGAGAGGGAAUAUACCAUUCUUACCAAUCCUAUAGUCACAGGUUGCCCUGGUUCUGGAGGUAUAGGUUAUGGACCUCUAGCAGUUGGUCCUAGGUGGCUGGCUUAUAGUGGAAGUCCAGUUGUAGGUUCCAAUUGUGGACGUGUCAGUCCACAACAUCUUACACCUUCUGCAAGUUUCCCUGGUUUUUCUUCAAAUGGGAGCCUGGUUGCGCACUAUGCAAAAGAAUCAAGCAAGCAACUAGCUGCUGGGAUUGUGACCUUAGGAGACAUGGGAUAUAAGAAACUGUCAAGAUAUCUGCCUGAUUCAUACAAUUCUCUGCAAUCGGGAAGUCCUGGCUGGAAAGGCAAUGGAACUUUUAAUGGUCAUUCGCUGGAUGCUGAUAACAUUGGAAUGGUCAUUGUCAGAGAUAUUGUCAGGAAAGUUGUUAUUGCUCAGUUUAGGGCACACAAAAGUCCUAUUUCAGCAUUAUGCUUUGAUCCUAGUGGGACCCUUCUUGUGACGGCUUCAGUUCAAGGUCAUAAUAUCAAUGUGUUCAAGAUUAUGCCUGGACUUCAAGGAAGCUCUUCUGCGAGUGAUGAACCAGCAUCAUAUGCACAUCUCUACCGGCUGCAGCGUGGUUUUACGAAUGCUGUAAUACAAGAUAUUAGUUUCAGUGAUGAUAGCAACUUGGUUAUGAUUAGUUCUUCAAGAGGGACAAGCCAUCUAUUUGCUAUCAAUCCAAUGGGAGGAUCUGUAAGUUUUCAGCCUGGUGAUACUGGUUUUGGUCCUAAAAAUAGCAGUUUGGGUGUUAUGACAAAGCCACAAGUUCGUUGGCCGCCUAAUUUAGGAGUACAAGCACCUACUCAAACAAGCCUUUGUGCAUCUGGACCCCCGGUGACACUUUCAGUUGUUAGCAGAAUAAGGAAUGGAAAUAAUGGCUGGAGAGGCACUGUAACUGGUGCUGCAGCAGCUGCAACUGGCAGGAUGGGUUCAUUUUCGGGGGCCAUUGCUUCCUCUUUCCACAACUGCAAAGGCAAUAAUUUUUUGUUUGCUGAGAGCAGCUCUUUGAAGACAAAAUACCUUCUGGUUUUCUCUCCUUCUGGAUAUAUGAUACAGUAUGCUUUACGACUAUCGGCUGACUGUGAUUCAACACCAGUUGUUUCUGGAUUAAACACAGCAUAUGAGUCAACUGCAGAAUGUGAUGGAAGGUUAUUUGUCGAGGCAAUGCAGAAGUGGAAUAUAUGUCAGAAACACACCCGAAGGGAGCGAGAAGAUAAUAUAGACAUAUAUGGUGAUAAUGGAACAUCAGACAACAGUAAAGUAUAUCCUGAAGAAAUAAAAAAGGGAACUAUGUAUCCCAACCCGUCUGAUACCAUUGACAAAGCAAAUGCUAACCCUGAGGAAAAACGUAAUUUGUAUAUUUCAGAAGCUGAACUGCAGAUGCAUCAAGCUCGAGCACCAUUGUGGGCAAAACCAGAGAUAUACUUUCAAUCAAUGGUGAUGGAUGGCAUCAAAAUAGCUGAAGAAAAUGGUUUUGAAGGGGAAAUAGAAAUUGAAAGGUUUCCAACUCGCAUGAUUGAAGCUCGGUCAAAAGACUUAGUUCCAGUUUUUGACUACCUUCAAACUCCUAAAUUCCAGCAAGCAAGGAUUCCAACUGUAGAUAGCAAUUGCAAUGGACGCCUGCUGCAUCAGAGGUCUGGGCUAUCUGAAAAUGGCCGGCUUUCAUGUAGAAGUAGCUCUGGCUCUCUGGACUCAAUGACUGAAAAUGGUGCUGCAGUUGCUGAACUUCACAAUGGCAUCGAAGAAACUAGUUUGAAUGGUCCUCAGAUGCCUAUAGGAGCCAAGGGCUUUGUAAAUAACAGUGACAGCCCUAAAACCAAAACUCGGCUUGAGAUUGUAAAUAAUAGAGAGAGCUCAAGAAUGGAAGCUCAACUCAAGUUUGUAAAUAAUAACAGUGAGGACCUCAAGAUGGAGAAUCAUUUUGAAGAUGAAGGUGAUGAGUUUGAUUAGAGGUGUGCACUUAUUCUUUUUGAUUCCCCAGAGGCUCUGAUUGACAGAAUUAAUAUUAUGGGGUGGCAAUGUAAACAAGAGGCAAUAGGGGGCUUGACUGUGAAGAGGAAUUGUGGAUUUAUGUUGUUGGGUUUUUCAUAUAUUGAAAUUUGUAAAUAACAGACAAUGAAUUCCCAAUAUUAGUUGUGAUAUGUAAAUAAUAGCAUUACCUUAUAACCCCAACUCGCUUCUAUUCUAUUAAUUAAAAAAGUUUAUUUGUUACCA
Molecule: messenger RNA, 3230 nt
Organism: Durio zibethinus
Lineage: Eukaryota; Viridiplantae; Streptophyta; Magnoliopsida; Malvales; Malvaceae
Product: autophagy-related protein 18f-like
Biological process (GO): autophagy; response to starvation
Cellular component (GO): cytoplasm
Molecular function (GO): protein binding
Source: RefSeq, a predicted model, not a curated record